AUGGGCGUCAAGCCCAAGCAUUACCUAACACAUCUCACAAUGUGGCAUACCGAUCACCCAGAGGUCAACACGUCAAAGAAAGCUAGGAUGCUGCUUGUUGAAGAACUCCUGCUGAAAGGUCCGACCGACCCUGAUCUACCAGAGUUCCAACUCCCUCAACAAGGAUUGCCUGGCUGCAAAAGUCACUACUUCGCAGUCAUCUCGCCAGCUGAGAUCGAAGAGGAGAAAGACACGCUCCGACGCCGUGACAUGGCCGCGCAGCUGCCGGAGGCGGAGUACAUGCGCGCUCAAAUCGAUGAAGCGCUAGAGCAGGGAGAACAAAAAGCUAGAGCUUUUGAAGACAGGAUCCUGGACAACGCUGCGCCGACUGAGGUCUCACCGUGGCUGGAAAUGACGCGCUGGCCGAAAUAUCUCCAGGGACACUUGUUUAUCAAUAUCGCCCGUCUCGCAAGCCCUGUCAGUCUACUUUCAGAGCCUCUCCUCGUCGAGUUCUCUGACAACCUGGACCACGUCGUUGAGCAAGCGCAUACUUCCAUAUGGGACGACAAAGUCAAUGUCUUCGAUCAAGCGCGCAUCAACAGUUUCAUCCAGCGCAGGCGAGCGUUUCACCGGCCACUGAUGAUCGAACUGCGCGACUCGACGUAUCGAAGUUAUAAGCAAGUCUUCAAAAGGCUGAUCUGUUUUGCAUAUCGGACUAUGCAGUCGGAGAAUCGCAUCGAGCUGGCCCACCGUUUGACUGCUCGCCAGCUAGGGCAUCUCGAUAAGAUGAUAACUAUCGGCGAAGAACUUAAAGGGCUGAAGCAUAGUCAACAGACAAGAGAUGGCGACAAGCAAGGCCCCAAUGCUCCGCCAAAAUCUUUAGAAAGCCACCUCGACCGAGCUUGUCUAUACUUCUGUAUCUCCAUACUCAAUCACACGCUCAAAGGGGAUCUUCUUGAGAGAACAGCAAUAGGGUUCCUUGCCGCAUUGGGAGUGGAUCCUGAGGAACAGAAUCUUCGAGACGCAUCUUCCUUCACAUCGUACCUGUCUGCUUUCGUUGAGAUAUCACAGAUGCUGGUCAUCCUGAUGUCGGUUCUGGUGGCAGAAGAGGGCCAGAUUGAGCAUCGGUCAGACGUGCUAGACGAGAUGCGCGAGCGUUUUAUGAUCCAUGGAAGUCGGUCACCGUUCAAUUGGGUACUACGUCUACGAGGGUAUGGCAAAAAGAUUAGGAACAGCUCUACAAGCCUAGGCUAUAUCUACUGGUCUGAUGACCACGAGCGCCUUACAUACAAACAGCUUGAGCUAAGCAUAGCUGAUUUCAAAAAAUUUGCCGCCACCCAGGUAGAGCUGGCACAAUCUGAGCUGGAGCAGCUCUUUCUGAUUCACAGCGACGAAGAGUGA
Alternaria postmessia is the source of this 1380-nucleotide messenger RNA. RefSeq lists its product as uncharacterized. The transcript is spliced from 2 exons. The record is from RefSeq and is a predicted model, not a curated record. Bases 1 to 1380 code for a protein of 459 amino acids. NCBI's taxonomy places the organism in Eukaryota, Fungi, Ascomycota, Dothideomycetes, Pleosporales, Pleosporaceae.